CCUCUGGGCAGCUCUUUCAAGGACUGUGAACUGUUGACUCUGCUGACCUGUAGCUGAUUUGAAAAUGCAGCGGCUUUUGACUCCCGUGAAAAGGGUGAUGCAGGUAAAGCGAGUGAUGCAGGAAGCUUCACUCGUGCCUGCUCGCCUUCUUCCAGCUGCUCAUCAAAAGUUUUCUACUGUCCCUGCUGUUCCCUUGGCCAAAACGGAUACUUGGCCCAAGGACGUAGGCAUCAUUGCUCUGGAGGUCUACUUUCCAGCCCAGUAUGUGGAUCAGACGGACCUGGAGAAGUACAACAAAGUGGAAGCAGGGAAAUAUACUGUGGGCUUGGGCCAGACCAGGAUGGGCUUCUGCUCAGUCCAGGAAGAUAUCAACUCCCUGUGUCUGACAGUGGUGCAGCGCCUGAUGGAGCGCCUACAGCUCCCCUGGGAUGCCAUUGGCCGCCUGGAGGUGGGCACGGAGACCAUCAUCGACAAGUCCAAAGCUGUCAAAACAGUGCUCAUGGAGCUCUUUCAGGAUUCUGGCAACACGGACAUUGAGGGUAUCGAUACUACCAAUGCCUGCUAUGGGGGCACGGCUUCCCUCUUCAAUGCUGCCAACUGGAUGGAAUCCAGUUACUGGGAUGGUCGCUAUGCUUUGGUGGUCUGCGGAGACAUCGCAGUCUAUCCCAAUGGGAACGCUCGCCCCACGGGCGGGGCCGGGGCCGUGGCCAUGCUGGUGGGGCCUAAGGCCCCGCUGGCCCUUGAGAGAGGGCUUAGGGGAACCCACAUGGAGAAUGUAUACGACUUCUACAAACCCGACGGGAGUUCUGAGUACCCGCUUGUGGACGGGAAGCUCUCCAUCCAGUGCUACGCAAGGGCCUUGGACAGAUGCUAUGGGUAUUACCGCCAGAAAAUCCAGAAACAGUGGAAGCAAGCUGGCAUCGAUCGACCUUUCACCCUCGAUGAUAUACAGUAUAUGAUCUUUCACACACCCUUCUGCAAAAUGAUCCAGAAGUCCCUGGCUCGCCUGAUGCUUAACGACUUCUUGUCAGCCAGCAGUGACAAGCAGGCCAGCCAGUAUAAGGGGUUGGAGGCCUUCAGGGGGCUCAAGCUAGAAGACACCUACACAAAUAAGGACCUGGAUAAGGCAUUAAUCAAGGCCUCUUUGGACACGUUCAACAAGAAAACCAAGGCCUCCCUUUAUCUGUCCACGCACAAUGGGAAUAUGUACACGUCCUCUCUGUAUGGCUGCCUGGCCUCCCUUUUGUCCCAACAUUCUGCCAAAGAGCUGGCCGGUUCCAGGAUCGGUGCCUUCUCUUAUGGCUCUGGUUUGGCAGCAAGUUUUUUUUCAUUCCAAGUGUCCCAGGAUGCUUCUCCAGGUUCCCCCCUGGAUAAGCUAGUGUCAAGUAUCUCAGACCUACCGAAACGGCUUGACUCCCGGAAGCGUAUGUCUCCUGAAGAGUACACAGAAAUAAUGGAACAAAGGGAACAUUUCUUUCACAAGGUGAAUUUUUCCCCACCUGGUGACACAAGCAGCCUUUUCCCAGGCACUUGGUAUCUGGAGCGAGUUGACGAAUUAUUUCGCCGAAAGUAUGCUCGGCGUCCCAUCUAAAAGUGAUUCUUGGAGUUCUUCCUGGAAUAACAGAGCCUGUGCCCAUGAAUUCUAUUUUUUUAAACCCCACUCUUGCUGGUAAAUAACUUGGAUUUGAUGGUAGCCUUCAUGAGCGCUGGCCCUGUGGAGGGAGGGACCAGCCACCCUUUAGGUUCCUCUAUGCCUCUCCCUGUGGUGGACACUCUCAUGAGCUGAUGGAGCUGGCUGUUUGGAUGUAAGGGCGAUGGAGAGAAGAUCCAGCUCUGAAUCACUGCGUGCAGAAAUGUAACUGAUCACGUGUCCUUCAAGAUCCAGAUAACUUGUCUCUUGUUUGUUAUUGCUUCAUUAUUAUAUGGGAUGCUUCAUUCAUUACUCCA
Molecule: messenger RNA, 1947 nt
Organism: Sorex araneus (European shrew)
Lineage: Eukaryota; Metazoa; Chordata; Mammalia; Eulipotyphla; Soricidae
Gene: HMGCS2
Product: 3-hydroxy-3-methylglutaryl-CoA synthase 2
Exons: 10
Coding region: 65-1591 (508 amino acids)
Biological process (GO): acetyl-CoA metabolic process
Cellular component (GO): mitochondrion
Molecular function (GO): hydroxymethylglutaryl-CoA synthase activity
Source: RefSeq, a predicted model, not a curated record